GCAACGGCCAGGCCGGGCUGGCGCGUGGCGGUUUCACCCCGUCUGGGCUUGUGGGGCGCGGGGCGUUGGGAGAGGCGGGAUGGAGGACCCGCAGGGAAACCGCAGCGAGCUGCCGUUUGAUUACAUCGAGAACAACGACUUCCACGGGCAGUUCCACAUCGUGGCGCGGGAGCGGCCCUUCGUGGUGCUGCUGAUCUUCCUGGCCUGUGCCAGCGGAGCAUUGAUGAGGACCAUUUUGAAGGGCACAAAUAUUCCUGUUAUUGUCAUUCUUUAUGUCAUUGGAAUUAUCUUUGGAUUAUUGGGCUACUUUGCAAUAGAGUUUAGUGUGCUUACAUUGCCCGUCGCAGAUAUUGAUCCUGUCCUGUUUUUUCAUAUGUUUGCUCCAGUUGUAAUAUUUACGGCUGCCUUUCAAAUGGAUUUUUAUGUUUUUCAGAAAACAUUUUGGCAGGUAUUAAUUCUUUCAGUUCCUGGCUUUUUGCUGAAUUGCAUUUUAAUUGGAUGGUUAACUUACAAAAUUAAUAAAUAUAAUUGGACCUGGGAUUUUAGCAUGCUAUUUGGAAUCAUUCUUAGCACAACAGAUCCUAUCCUGUCUGUCGCUUCUGUAAAAGACAUUGGCAUUUCAAAAAUCAUCAUUAAUCUAAUUAAAGGAGAAUCUUUAUUUAAUGAUGCCACCACAGUAAUUGUUUUUGAGAUUUAUCAGGACUUUCUAAAUAGGCAACAUCUUGAUUUUGUAAGUAAUUCACUUUUAUUUCCUUCUGUUACAGCUAAAGAAGUUGUUAUAAAAAUAAUAUUAAAAUUUUUUGCAAGUGUCGUGUUUGGAUUUUUGAGUUCAAAAAUAAUCACGUACUGGCUGUCUCAUAUUUUCAACGAUGGAUUAACUGAAGUAUUACUAAGCUUCUCAAUGACAUACAUCAUUUUCUUUAUGGCUGAAUGGCUUGGAAUGUCUGGAAUUCUUUCUCUUGCUAUUUUGGGAAUUCUUUUAGAUUCUGUGAGCUUCAGUCCAGGGGUUGAUGAAUUUAUCUUUAGGUUCUGGGCAAUGCUAACAUUUUUGGCUCAUUGUCUGAUAUUUAUUAUCUUUGGAAUUGUAAUAGUUGAAAAAACAUUUGAGUAUAUAACAAUUCGUGAUUUGUUUUAUAUCUUAACUGUCUACCUUGCAUUGAAUCUUAUAAGGGGUCUAGUUAUUUUGUUCCUGAGCCCUCUACUAAGUCGCCUUGGCUAUGGAUUUAACUGGCGCUGGGGAGCUGUUAUUGUUUGGAGUGGAAUACGUGGUACUUUUACACUGAAUAUGGCACUUGGAAUUAGCAAAACAAAAGACACAAAAGAAGACAAAAUGCAGAGGAUGAUAUUACUGCAUGCAGGAACAGCAUCAUUAAUGACAUUGGUGAUUAACUCCACCACAGUGAAAAAGCUGGUUAGAACAUUAGGUCUGUGUAAUAUUACCCUUCCAAAGCGGAUGGCAAUGUACAGUGCUGUUCAACGAAUAAAAGAAAUGCAGGCCAAUGCAUUUUCCAUGCUAAAACUUGACAGAUUUUUAGCUGAUGCAAAUUGGAACAUGACUGAAGAAGCAAUUCAAAUUGAUUACCCUUAUAAAUUUGACACAGAAGAGGUUUCCCAAGUUGUUCGAAGGCUCAGAUGUCCAGAUUGUAACACAGACAUUUCAUAUGAUACAACACCUCAACAAAUUGCUGAUAUUCUGGAAGAAGCCAGGUUACGCCUUUUAACAGCACAGAUAGCCAGUUAUCAGAAGCAAUAUAAUGCUGGAAUGCUUAACCAAGAUGCUGCCCAAACAUUAAUAGGUGCUGCAGAAAGCUAUGUUGAUGCUAAAGGGAAGUUUAUGAAUAUUCAUGAGGUAAAGACAUAUUGGGAAAGCAAAGGACUAUUUGUUCUUUGUAAGAGACUGCUUUCUGAUUGGGUUUACAAUGUGAAAGAAGAAAAAUCUAAGCCUUCAAGGAACAAGUUUCUGAAGAUAUGUCAUUUUAUAGUAUUCACAGAUGAAUUUGAGUAUGCAAGUCACAUUGUAACAUUGUUAAACGUAUUUCCUAUGAUAGUUAAUUACUUGCCAUCCUACUAUGACCUGCUUCUUCCACAACUGAAAAUUUCAAACUACUAUUUCCUUGGGUUGUAUAUGCUUGAGGCACUGUUAAAGGCUCUAGCCAUGGGGAAGACCUACAUCUUUUACCACUGGAACCAAUUUGACAUAUUAAUCAUAGUAAUUGGACUCAUAGAUAUCUUUAUUAUUAUCGUAUUUAAAUCGGUUCACACAUCAUACCAUGUGAUUAACACUAUCAGGGUAUUCCGGAUUGUUCGUCUUAUUAGAAUCCUUCGUCUUUUGAAGAUUGUGAUACCAAAAUUGAUAUACCUAUUGAAUAAACAAAUAAACAAACAGCUAACCUUUAGGUAUGAUAUUGCCAAGGGAUAUGUUCAGGGUGAAGAAGAUACAAAAUAUUUAAUCGAACAGAUUGCUGGUCAUGAGACUAUUUCCCAGGAAAUAAAUAAAAUUAUGGAAAAGAACAAGCAAGAUGCAAUGAAAGAGCUAGGUUUAAUGCAGCGUGAUUAUCCAGAUAUUGUUACUGCUCUGAAAACCAAACAAGCAGUCCAAACUGUGCUAAACACAGCUUCAGAAACUCUUAAAGUCUUGAUAUCAGGAGGAAUUGUUGAUAAAAAUGAAGGAGCCAAAAUAGAGAAGAUGAUUCUCAUUAAAAAAAAACAACUGGGAACUCUUCCAUCUACUAUUGCACCACCCACUGCAGAGGAACUUCUACGAAAUAUCAGUUGGUUAGAAAAUGAAAAGAAACAAAUUGAAUUCAUUCAGAAAAAAGCAAGACUUCUUUGCUAUGAUUAUGGAGAUGUUAUAUGUGAAGAAGGUGAAAUGCCACAAGGAAUCCAUCUAAUUAUUUCAGGAAUGACAAAGCUUUAUGGUGCCAGUCCUCGGUAUGGAAUUGAUAGAGAUAUCUAUGAGCCCAGAUAUCCUACAAGAAUGCCAUUUACAGACUACUUGGUCAGUGGAGCAAUAAUAGGAGAACUGAACUGCCUAACUAAGCAUGAAAUGGAAUACACUGUUACUUGUGAAACUGCUGUUCAGACCUGUUUUAUAUCAAUGGAUGACUUAUUUGAAGCUUUUGAUAAAUUUCUGGAAUGCCCUUCGCUGGAAUAUAAAAUAUGGUUAAAACUUGCUCUUGAUAUCACUAUUAAAACUUUCAAGGAAAACCUUGCUUAUCAGGACUGGUCUUACAAGAUGUGUACAAAGUUUCCUAAUAUUUAUGUGAUGGAUGUACCAACUCACAGCAAAUGUGAUAUUUAUGAUGAAAACAUGGAAGAUGUUAUUCUUGUACAUGGAAGUGUCCAAGACUGUCAAGUGCUACAACCCUAUUUUGCACCCUGCAUUUUACCAAAAACUUGCCACCAGGUAAAAACAAUUUUUAUAACAAGAGAUCCACAGACUGUGGAACCCUCAAUAAAAAUAAAUCAGAGUGCCAGAGGCAACAGAAGUGCUGUAAGAUAUUUUCAAUUCUUGGAAACAAGUGGCAAUAUUCCUCCUUUGAAGGUACAAGGCACAGCUGCAGUAACAAAACUUCUGAUUGUUCGGACUACUGCCAGUGUGAAGAAGAGGAGCAGUAGAAGAUGUAGUAGCAUCUGCCAGUAUCAUUCAUAUAUUCGUAGACGGGCCACUGUUGGAAGUAGUAUAAAAACAGACAACGAACAGCAGAUUCCAGAAGACUCAGAAUCAGAAGUUUCUACAGAUCGGGUACAGUCCUCAAUUGCUGUCUCAAUUUUGUAAAGGCGGACGUCCUCCUGGUCACAGCCAUCUGAUGCAAGACAAACCCAGCAGGAAGGCCAUGAAGUAAAUAGGUUGCAAAUAUACAAAUGUUUAUACCCUAAAACGAAAAACAGAAGCUGAUUUUGUAGAAUUGAUUUCCAUAUUGUAUUGUGAAAUCCAGUAUGUUCCAGUUGUUCAAAACUAUUGAUGUUCUACACAACCUCAGAUAAUUUUUUAUUUCUCUUUAGAUAGCAGCAGAUAAAGUUGAAGCAUCAGUAUUUGUUUCUUUCACCCCUACUUCCUGUAUAACUUUGAAAGGUUUAUUACGUGUUCAUCUGUUUGAUCUUUACAAUGCAAUAAAACUUGCAAGAGAAUUUUAAUAUCAAUAAAUACAUUUUCGGAA
Messenger RNA from Alligator mississippiensis (American alligator), 4160 nucleotides. RefSeq names its product sodium/hydrogen exchanger 10. NCBI's taxonomy places the organism in Eukaryota, Metazoa, Chordata, Crocodylia, Alligatoridae. Gene Ontology annotation, molecular function: monoatomic ion channel activity; sodium:proton antiporter activity. The record is from RefSeq and is a predicted model, not a curated record. The transcript has 27 exons. The coding region runs from base 80 to 3778 and encodes 1232 amino acids. Gene Ontology annotation, cellular component: membrane. Gene Ontology annotation, biological process: proton transmembrane transport.